This is a messenger RNA of Nanorana parkeri, 2185 nucleotides long. It is a transcript of the gene TUBGCP4, whose product is annotated as tubulin gamma complex associated protein 4. The transcript has 18 exons. The coding region runs from base 161 to 2161 and encodes 666 amino acids. The record is from RefSeq and is a predicted model, not a curated record. Gene Ontology annotation, molecular function: gamma-tubulin binding; microtubule minus-end binding. Gene Ontology annotation, cellular component: gamma-tubulin complex; equatorial microtubule organizing center; spindle pole. NCBI's taxonomy places the organism in Eukaryota, Metazoa, Chordata, Amphibia, Anura, Dicroglossidae. Gene Ontology annotation, biological process: microtubule nucleation; meiotic cell cycle; mitotic cell cycle.
GAGUUCAGUCACCGACAGGGUCAUGCCAUUGGCCGCCACGCGGUGCAUUUCGGGAGGUGGAGUCCGCUCUCCGUUCAAGCGGCAGACUGGCGGGCAACAGUGGCGGUAUAGACGGAUGUAAACAGUGCGGAGAGACCGGCCGGGCAGCCGGGCCCUGACAAUGAUACACGAACUGCUCCUUGCCCUGAGCGGCUACCCGGGCAGCGUCUUCACCUGGAACAAGAGGAGCGGCCUGCAGGUAUCACAAGAUCUGCCAUUCCUCCAUCCCGGUGAAACCAGCGUAUUGAACCGCCUGUGCAAGUUAGGAACAGACUAUAUCCGUUUCACAGAGUUCAUUGAACAGUACACAGGACAUGUUCAGCACCCGGAUCACCACCCCUCUCAGCAGGGACAAGUUGGCCUGCAUGGAAUUUACCUGCGGGCCUUCUGUAGAGGUCUGGACUCAAUCCUACAGCCAUACAGACAAGCUUUAUUAGACUUGGAGCAAGAGUUCCUGGCUGACCCACAUCUCUCCAUUUCACAUAUCAACUACUCUCUGGAUCAGUUUCAUCUCCUCUUCCCAUCAGUAAUGAUUGUUUUGGACCAAAUCAAGAGUCAGAAGAUUCAUGGUUGUCAGUUGUUGGAAACAGUCUACAAACACAGUUGUGGGGGUCUGCCUGUUGUUCGCAGUGCACUGGAGAAGAUCCUGGCAGUGUGUCAUGGAGUCAUGUACAAACAGUUGUCGGCCUGGAUGCUUCAUGGUCUUUUAUUAGACCAAUAUGAAGAGUUUUUUGUGAGACAAGGGCCUGCUUCUGGCAAUGCUUCAACCCAGCCUGAUGAAGAAGAUGAUGACUUGGGUAUUGGGGGUCUUUCAGGGAAACAGCUGCGAGAGCUGCAAGACUUGCGUCUGAUUGAGGAGGAGAACAUGUUGGCACCUUCUCUUAAGCAGUUUUCGCUAAGGGUUGACAUGCUGCCAUCUUAUAUCCCUGUGAGGGUUGCUGAGAAGAUUUUGUUUGUGGGAGAAUCUGUUCAGAUGUUUGAAAAUCAGAAUGUAAUAAUGACUAGAACAGGCUCCAUACUGAAGAACCAGGAAGAUAUCUUUGCUGCAGAGCUACACCGGUUGAAACAACAACCUCUUUUUAGCUUGGUGGAUUUUGAGUCGGUUCUCGACAGGAUCAGAAGCACAGUCGCAGAGCACUUGUGGAAGCUCAUGGUGGAAGAAUCAGAUUUAUUAGGUCAAUUAAGGACUAUUAAAGAUUUCUACCUGCUUGGAAGAGGGGAAUUAUUCCAGGCAUUCAUAGACAUAGCCCAGCACAUGCUGAAAACACCACCAACUGCAGUAACAGAACAUGAUAUAAAUGUGGCAUUCCAGUUGUCAGCACAUAAAGUGUUACUAGAUGAUGACAACCUUCUGCCUCUGCUACAUUUAACCAUUGAUUAUCAUGGAAAAGAACAUAAAGAUUUGACUCAGCCUCGUGAUGCUCCAUCACGUGACACGUCUCCAAGGGAAGCCCCCACCUCAGGCUGGGCGGCACUUGGACUGACCUAUAAGGUGCAGUGGCCUCUUCACAUUCUCUUCACACCGGCUGUAUUAGAAAAGUACAACGUCGUUUUCAAAUACUUGCUGAGCGUCCGCCGAGUCCAGUCAGAACUGCAGCACUGCUGGGCUCUUCAGAUGCAGAGAAAACAUUUGGAAUCAAAUAAAACGGAUGCCAUCAAGUGGCGGCUGAGGAAUCACAUGGCCUUUCUGGUUGACAAUCUUCAGUACUACCUACAGGUAGAUGUACUAGAAUCGCAGUUCUCUCAGCUGUUACAGCAGAUAAACUCCACACGGGACUUUGAGAGUAUUCGCCUGGCCCAUGACCACUUUCUCAGCAACCUCCUGGCCCAAUCCUUUAUUUUAUUAAAGCCAGUUUUCCAUUGCCUGAAUGAAAUCUUAGAAUUGUGUCACAGCUUCUGCUCUCUGGUCAGCCAGAACCUGGGUCCCCUAGAUGAGCGUGGAGCAGGCCAGUUGGAUGUCCUUGUAAAAGGAUUUAGUUGCCAGUCUGCGCUACUCUUCAAAAUACUCUCCAGUGUCCGCAACCAUCAGAUUAAUCCCGACCUAGCUCAGCUGCUUCUGCGACUAGAUUAUAAUAAAUACUAUACACAGGCAGGAGGCACAUUGGGAAGUUUUGGAUUAUGAAUAACCGCACCAUGAGGAGUGAGC